This is a messenger RNA of Ailuropoda melanoleuca (giant panda), 7300 nucleotides long. RefSeq names its product fidgetin, microtubule severing factor (gene FIGN). The record is from RefSeq and is a predicted model, not a curated record. The coding region runs from base 3590 to 5836 and encodes 748 amino acids. The transcript is spliced from 2 exons. NCBI's taxonomy places the organism in Eukaryota, Metazoa, Chordata, Mammalia, Carnivora, Ursidae. Gene Ontology annotation, molecular function: ATP hydrolysis activity; ATP binding; microtubule severing ATPase activity.
UCAGAUGGAAAAGUGGUAGCAAACGUUUUUCGAUUAAACAUUCCCUCUGACCCCACGUUGGUGGAUAUACAUUUAUUUGUCGGCAUUACUUUAGUAGUAAAACAUAACAGUGCAAAAAUUGGUCUCUUUCUCUGUUUCACGUCGCCCCCGCACACACUCACAUUUCUUAUCCAUUUUCAAUUUCACAGCCAACCUCAGCAACAUGCUUGUCUAGCAUUUAUGUAAAAAUAAUAUGAAAAUUGGCCCUAUCAGUCCGUCUGUGGACCUCGAGUCCAGGGUUGGGGGCGGGAGGGGAGAAGGAGAAUCCUCCUUUGAUUACACAUUUUAGACUUUUCCUCUCACCGGAGAAUUUCAGCUAGGACCACCGAGCUCCGGGUGUGGCCACAGUAGUUGUGAGGGGUGUGUGGAAGGGGGGAGUGCAGAAUUAGAACUGAAAAAGAAGCUGUUCAAGUGCUAGGUAGUAAAUAUGUAAAGCAAGCGUGCUGGGUAACUUGGAAAAAGAGGCUUCAGAGGGAGGUUCAAUUAACAGUUGUAGGCAGAAGAGGUGAUGUAUUUCUUCAGCAUGUGUAAGAGGUCAUUUGCUUUAGGGUACAUUUUGACGAAUUUCGAAAGAAGUAGAUGCUGAAAUAAAAAUGAAAACAGAUUACAGCUUCAUAUCAAAGGUACUUUUACAUUCUUGAGUAAGAGAGGGGAAAUGGCACAUUUUUAUCCCAUGGAUUAUAUGUUAUUUUAAAAUUUUGCUAAUUUGUGUAUUGUGCACUUUUUUUUUUUCCAUUUAAGCUGUUCAUUUAAACAGAAUAAAUCUUGGAAACUAACAUUAUCUUUGAAUCUAGAAUCAGCUACCCCUCAACCCAAAUUUCUAUCCAGGCUCUAGAAAUUUAGGGUAGACAUUCUUUGGUUGGUUGGUGUUUUUCUUUUCCUCUCUUUUUUCCCUCCCUUCUUUCCUUCCUUCCCUCUUUCCUUCCUUCCUCCUUCCCUCUCUCCCUUGUCCUUCCCUCCCUCCCUUCCUCCCCCUUCUCUUUCUUUUUCUUUUUUCAAGAAGCUAAUGGCAGAGAAUCAAAUCAGAGUAGAUCUAGUUCCAGCAUUUUGACUGCCAGUAAAUGUUUUAUAAUCAACAUUUUAAAUAUAAAUUAGUUUGUUAUUUUCCAUUUUGAUUUUUUUUUAGUGACCAAGUUUUCAAGGUAGUGCCAGUGUGCAUCUGUAAGCAAACUGGGAAUGGGUUAGAGAACACAAUUCCCUCGUGUAAAAAGCCAGGUUUAGCAGUAAUGCUUUUAAUCUGGACUUGUAGAGAAUUCGGGAGCAUUCAUAGAUCUGCUCCAGUAAUUACCAUACCCCAAGUGGCACUGGAAGAGACAUUUGCCUAAAAACUUGAUGUCUUCAUUAUGCUGUUUACAUUUUAAUUAGAAACAUGAAAAUUACUGAUUCAUACAGGCAACUAUAGUUUAAGUGGUCUCGUUCACCAUCCAAUAAAUCAUAAAAAAAAAAAAACAACAACAACCCACAGUUGGCAUAAAUAGUUUACUAGGAGUCAUUCAUGGGAAUAAUGUGUUGGCACUAUAAGCUGCUUAAAAUAUGUUUUUAUUUUACCAGAGGUAGAAUUUGCAUAUAAAUUAGAGAAUGGCAUUUUAAGUUGACAGUCAUUUAUGCAGAAUACCACCCACAUGCAAAUACAUAUAUGGCUGGAUGUGUAUACUUUCUAUGAGUUUAUAGGUUUUGCUGUAUUGUGGUCGUGGAGAUACAUGUGAGUUUUUAACAUGCAUGUCCUCUCUUCAAGUCCAUUCAGAAGUGCUAUGGGUGUUCUAAAUAUGCCUAUCCACAAACACGUCUUUUAUCUCUUGGGCAAUAUCAGCUCACAAUAGGAAAGAUGUUUAUUUCCUGUACGUUACGUAUAUGUCUCAAGAAGGAGUUGCUGUUGCAUUUGCUCGUUCCUUCCCUCUUUCCUCUUCUCCCAUUCCCCCCUAACUUUUGCAUGUACCUGUCAAUGCUGUUGCCCUAAAACCGCUUCCCACUCAGAGCGGCUGGACUGAAGCAGGGGGUAGCUGUCAGAGUCCGUUCCUGAGUCAGCAGCACAUCCCUUGCCUGAAUCUUGCGACAGUCACUCAUCCAGUUUUCCCCUCCCCAGGGGACAAGCGUCCUCCUCAUCAGUGAGGAGGAAUGACCCUUCUGUCUGGCAUGCUCAAAAUCCCAAAUCUCUCCACUUCGGUGUGUGAGUUCAAAUCCCUUCCUCCUGGAGGCAGGGCUGGGACUCUAGCUAAUGACUCCGAGAUACAGAGGGUCAGUGCACUGGUGAGCUGGAGAACUGAGGCAUCGUGCGAGCCGACUUGUACAUUUUUCCCAUAACUGUAGACUCCUCUCCUCCCUUUCCCUCCCCUCCCAGACCCUUUAUUAUAGAUCGAUAUUAUGCAAAAAUGAACCAGGAAUAGCCACAGCCAUUAAAAUCCAUUUUUUUCUUUUCGUUAUCUCUGUUAGAAAGUUAUGGCCAUGGCAGGAGGUGGCUCUGUUACUCUUUUUUGUUUGUUUAUUGUUUUUUGGUUGAAUGGAAGCAUGUUUAUUUUGUAUUGUAGGCCCAUGGGCCAUUAGGUAAAAAUGAUUUUUAAAAAUAUUACACAGGAGGAAGAGUCUACGCAUAUGUGUCCUACCUGAAAUGAUACAGCAGUCAUUGUUUUAAACUUUUGAACGGGGAUGCAUUACACUGAACUUCCUGCUAACUGCAUGGUGUGAUUUCUGGGAAUUAAAGGGAGUAAGUUAUUCUCAUGAGGUGACUUUCGAUGAUAAAUUUUGUGCUUCGUUUCUGCAUCUUCUGGGUUGUUGUUGUCGUUGUUUCAAGUUCUAGGGGCUUGUGAAAGUUUUAAGAUGCUGAUCAGUUAUUUCAUGCUGUCCACACCGUUUUUGAUUUUAAUGAGGAGUCCCUUAGGAUCAUUUUCGUUGUCACCGAGGUAACUGGUUUAGGUUGUCCAACCAGGGCUUUUAAAGGCAGUUACCAGUGCUUUGCAUUUCCCAGGCAGAGUUCCCGAGCGCAUUAGUGAGGGUAAUAGUGAAUUCAUGGCCAUAUGCUUAUUGGUUUGCUUUGCAUCGCCUCUUUUUUAUGGGGGCGGGGGCAGGCAGGGCACUUAUUAGGUCUCUGUACUUCCUCGAUGUGAUUAGACACCAUAGUCGACAUCUGUAAGGGCAGAAACAUGCUGCUUACUUGUACACAUGGCAAAAUCCUAAUAGUUCUGUGCUGUCUGGUAAAUCCUGUCUGCUUUAUGCAGUGUGGCCCGAAACAGUUGUGUGGUGAGGGAAUGCUGGCUGCUGGCCAGCCAUUGACUAUGAAAUCCUGGGUACCUGAGAGCUUAUCAGUUCUUUUGCUUUGUAAAAGAAAAAAGUGAUGAAAAUGUUGGUAAACUGCCAUGAAGGUUUAAGGCUGCUGGAACAAGAUGCCGUGUAAUCAGAUUGGAAAAUGGAGCUUGAGAUUCUCUGCAUGGAGAGCAGCCGUCUGUGGACCCCGUGAGCCGCUGUGCAAGUGCCCGAGCUGACCACUUUGUUAGCAAAUCAGCUUGUUUGCUGCAGCAGCAGGGUGGAAAAGACCAGAGCUUGUGAUGGCUUGAAGAUGCAGUGGACGCCGGAGCAUGCCCAGUGGCCAGAACAGCACUUUGACAUCACCUCCACCACUCGGUCUCCUGCCCACAAAGUGGAAGCCUACAGAGGUCAUUUGCAGCGCACCUAUCAGUACGCCUGGGCCAACGAUGACAUUUCUGCUCUGACUGCAUCCAACCUACUCAAAAAAUACGCAGAGAAGUAUUCUGGCAUUUUAGAGGGCCCCGUGGACCGGCCUGUACUCAGCAACUACUCCGAUGCCCCAUCAGGCCUCGUGAACGGUCGGAAAAAUGAAAGCGAACCCUGGCAACCUUCCUUGAAUUCUGAAGCGGUUUAUCCCAUGAACUGUGUCCCGGAUGUUAUCGCGGCCAGCAAAGCUGGAGUCAGUUCAGCCCUCCCUCCGGCAGAUGUCUCUGCAAGUAUAGGGAGCUCUCCUGGGGUGGCCAGCAACCUGACAGAACCGAGUUAUUCCAGUAGUACCUGCGGGAGCCACACCGUCCCUAGUCUCCACGCAGGGCUCCCGUCUCAGGAAUAUGCCCCAGGAUACAACGGCUCGUAUCUGCAUUCUACUUACAGUAGCCAGCCAGCACCUGCACUUCCCUCGCCGCACCCCUCUCCCUUGCAUAGCUCUGGGCUCCUCCAGCCCCCGCCGCCGCCGCCGCCACCACCAGCCCUGGUCCCAGGCUACAAUGGGACUUCGAACCUCUCCAGCUACAGCUAUCCCUCUGCUAGCUACCCUCCUCAGACUGCUGUGGGAUCCGGGUACAGCCCUGGCGGUGCACCCCCUCCUCCUUCAGCGUACCUGCCUUCAGGAAUCCCUGCUCCUACCCCUCUGCCCCCCACCACUGUUCCUGGCUACACCUACCAGGGUCAUGGUUUGACACCCAUUGCGCCCUCGGCUCUGACAAACAGUUCGGCAAGUUCUCUCAAAAGGAAAGCUUUCUAUAUGGCAGGGCAAGGAGAUAUGGACUCCAGUUACGGAAAUUACAGCUAUGGCCAACAGAGAUCGACACAGAGUCCUAUGUACAGAAUGCCCGACAACAGCAUUUCAAACUCAAAUCGGGGGAAUGGCUUUGACAGAAGUGCUGAAACAUCAUCCUUAGCAUUUAAGCCAACGAAGCAGCUAAUGUCCUCUGAACAGCAAAGGAAAUUCAGCAGCCAGUCCAGCAGGGCUCUGACCCCUCCUUCCUAUAGUACUGCUAAAAAUUCAUUGGGCUCAAGAUCCAGCGAAUCCUUUGGGAAGUACACGUCGCCGGUAAUGAGUGAGCAUGGGGACGAGCACAGGCAGCUGCUCUCUCACCCAAUGCAAGGCCCUGGCCUCCGUGCAGCUACCUCAUCCGACCACUCUGUGGACGAGCAACUGAAGAAUACUGACACGCACCUCAUUGACUUGGUAACCAACGAGAUUAUCACCCAAGGACCACCGGUGGACUGGAAUGACAUUGCUGGUCUCGACCUGGUAAAGGCCGUCAUUAAGGAGGAGGUUUUAUGGCCAGUGUUGAGGUCAGACGCAUUCAGUGGACUGACGGCCUCACCUCGGAGCAUCCUUUUAUUUGGACCUCGGGGAACAGGCAAAACAUUAUUGGGCCGAUGCAUAGCUAGUCAGCUGGGGGCCACGUUUUUCAAAAUCGCCGGUUCUGGACUCGUUGCCAAGUGGUUAGGAGAAGCCGAAAAAAUUAUCCACGCCUCUUUUCUCGUGGCCAGGUGUCGCCAGCCAUCGGUGAUUUUUGUCAGUGACAUUGACAUGCUUCUCUCCUCUCAAGUGAGCGAGGAACACAGUCCAGUCAAUCGGAUGAGAACGGAAUUUCUGAUGCAGCUGGACACUGUACUAACUUCAGCUGAGGACCAAAUCGUAGUAAUUUGUGCCACCAGUAAACCAGAAGAAAUAGAUGAAUCUCUUCGGAGGUACUUCAUGAAACGACUUUUAAUCCCACUUCCUGACAGCACAGCGAGGCACCAGAUAAUAGUACAACUGCUCUCACAGCACAAUUACUGUCUCAAUGACAAGGAGUUUGCACUGCUCGUCCAGCGCACAGAAGGCUUUUCUGGACUAGACGUGGCUCAUUUGUGUCAGGAAGCAGCGGUGGGCCCCCUCCAUGCCAUGCCAGCCACAGACCUUUCAGCCAUCAUGCCCAGCCAGUUGAGGCCCGUUACAUAUCAAGACUUUGAAAAUGCUUUCUGCAAGAUUCAGCCUAGCAUAUCUCAAAAAGAGCUUGAUAUGUAUGUUGAAUGGAACAAAAUGUUUGGUUGCAGUCAGUGAUAACUUCUUUAAAAAAAAAUGUAAUGAAUGUUGGCACACACGCAUAAAACCUGCUACAUAGGGUAUAGAGCCCCUUUCCAGUAGUGUUUAAAUCGCAAAGGGUACUGGGGAAGAUGACGAUUGAGUUGCAUCUUUAGAGUCAGGGUAGAUUUGGAGGAAAAACGCAUCAAAUGAGAGCUUCUGAUUUGAGAGCCCCAGAUGACAGAAAGCAUCUGCUGAUGCUUAGUUCAGUUCAAGCUAGACAACACUCACCAAGGAGCAAGGUGCAAGUGUGUUGAUUUCAGAAGGACAUGAACCUCGUGUGUUGAUUCCAUUCUGCUGUUCUCGAGAUUUAGUUGCUGUCAAGUGCCUGGAGUGGUGCUUUAUUUUUUGUUUGCCUCACAAUUACAUUGGUGGCAUGUGCUAAUAUAAAGAGCUUUAACUUCAAACAUUAUUGGACUAAAGAGAUGAACGGUUGUGUGACGACAGAAAACCAGAUUUUUGCCAUUUUAAGAGCAACAGUAUUCCUCAAUCCUGUCUGUUCUGCAGUAUUAAACUAAGAACAGGUAAAACAGGGUAACGGUAAUCUGGACCUUAAUUUCUGCAGUUCAUUUCUUUUAAUGUUCUUGUCUGCAAAAACUCAGGAAAGCGAUUGUGAUUUGUACAGUACCUCAAAGGAAUGUGUUGAAAGCACUAUGUACUGCUGAGAGUAAUGGGAUAGGCUUCAAUGUUACUUUAUAUUAAAAAUGUAUGUUUACCUCAACAAUUGGAAAAUAGCAAGGAAAAUUACUUUGAAUGUAUCCGGAAAAAUACUGACGUGUGAUACAACUGAAUAUUUACAAUUUAAAGUAGAAAUGGAAGGAUUUUUUUAAAAAAAGAUUCUUUUACUAAUUAUGGGGAAUUAACCAGAGCAGAAUAAUUCUUUAUGUCAAAAACUGCAAGAGUUCUUCAUACAUUGCUCCUUGAUAAUGAAGUGAAAAUGUUCUUAAAAGGUACACUGGUUAAUGGAAAGCUACUUACUCAGUUCAUGUUAGUGUCUAGAACACUCGGCCACAAGACCUGCUUAGGACCCUGAAAGUCACAGUACCUAAAAACUAGGACUGCCUUUUACUGCAUAGGUGGUGGUGGUGGUGGUGGUGGUGGUGGUUUGCGAGUUCUCUCUUAAAACUGCUGGGAAUGGUGUCCUUCUAUUCACUAAUCUAGCUUAUAGGCUUGCCGUGCUGUUUGAUAGAAUGCAGAAGAUAGCAAGCAAAAACAAACAAACAAAUACAAAAACCGACCAAUCAACUUCUCUAUAUCCACAAAGAACAUCUACAUCCCCUCUCCUUUUUGACUCCUCUCUUCUCAGUGCAAUUUUGCUUCUCAUUUUGAAAUCUUCUGGGCUAUAGUGCUCCCACAUUCAUUUCUACCUCAGUUUUGUUACAUUUCUCUUGGAGAGUAAAAUAGAAAAUUGGAAAUGAACACACACACACACACACACACACA